Plenodomus lingam JN3 is the source of this 3372-nucleotide messenger RNA. The record is from RefSeq and is a predicted model, not a curated record. NCBI's taxonomy places the organism in Eukaryota, Fungi, Ascomycota, Dothideomycetes, Pleosporales, Leptosphaeriaceae.
AUGUCGCGCAAUCCUGGCUUCCCGCGGGCGGGUGCUGGUCCCAAUGGUGGCGGCUACACCAAUGGCAACUACAUCAACAACAACAACAACAACAAAAACGGCGCAUCGGCGGGUUAUGCUGGGCCCGAAAAUGGCCAUGGCGACAGACCCAGCGGCGAACGGCCACGGCGACCCGGUGGCUACGGAGGCAUGCAUCCCGAGCAGGACACGUCCCCCCACCGCCCAAGCAACGACGGCGAACGCGAACGCGAACGACGGCCUGGGGGAUAUGGAGGCCUUCAACCACCGCGCAAUCCAUCCACCCAAGUACUCUCACGCCCACUCAGUGUCGAACGAAGCCCGGCACAGCGACGAAGCCCAGAUCGACGCGCAGGAGGAAACGCAGGUAGAGCCGGCUAUGGAACAGGUCAGAACUAUGGGCCAGGCAGCCAGCGCAUCGAGCAGGUGCUGCAGUACAUCCAGCAGAACUGGGAAUUCAUGACCAAGGACCAAUGCAUCCCAAUCGAGGUCGCCCUGAAGCUCAUGGACUCGAGCUCUCUGGGCCUCGCCAAUCAGGCAGGUCGUUUUAGACAAACCCACGACGAGUUGCAGCAGGCUCUCAAGGGAAUCGUGAAUGAGCAUCAUCAGGGCUUCAACAGCUCCAUUGGUACCUUCCACCAGAUCCAGUCCAGUCUGCAGAGCUCACAGCAUCGUGUACGGACCCUCAAGAGCUCCCUCGCCUCGGCCAAGUCGCAGCUCUCCACAGCCAAGCCUGAGCUCAAGGAGUUUGCGACCACCUCGCAGAGUUACGACGACAUGUUGCAGAUUCUCGACGUCAUUGAAAAGCUGCAGCUCGUGCCUGAAAGACUGGAAGCACGAAUAUCUGAGAAGCGCUUCUUGACUGCUGUUGACAUUCUUCAAGAUGCCUUGCGCAUGAUUCGCAAGACGGAAAUGGAGAAGAUUGGCGCCUUGUCUGAUUUGCGCACCUAUCUUAGCAACCAAGAAGUCUCGCUUACAGAUAUCCUCAUUGAAGAACUCCAUAGUCAUCUCUACCUCAAAUCGCCAUACUGUGAGGACAGGUGGAAAGAGUACGCUCACAACCAGGUCAAGGGUGAUAUCUCAGAGCGAGCACAGACCGAUGCAAGAGGUAGAUUACUCUACUACUUCUUGGACGAGCUUGACACCUCAGAACCGUCUCAGAUGACAGAUGACUCUGCUCAUAAUCCUGAACAAGACACAUUCCAGUACAUUCGAUUAGUCAUAGAAGCUCUCAACAAGAUGGGCUGCCUCGAGGUUGCUGUAGAUACAAUCGAACAGCGACUUCCUGUGGAGCUGUUCAAGGUUGUUGAUAAGUCGAACAAUGAAGUAGUGCAACGACAUCCCAGCAUUCUCCGCGCAUAUGCAUCGAGAAAAGGCGGUAAGAAGACGGAGAUUGAGAGCGACGACAUCCGAAGCACACUCCUCAACGAUCUCAUGUGGACACUGUAUGCGCGUUUCGAGGCAAUUGCAGAAAGCCAUAGAGUUGUCCAUGAUGUUGUCGUUGGCAUCAUUCGACGGGAAGGUUCUGGCUCGUCGAGUGCCAGUCUUACCCGCGGCUUCAAGGAGUUAUGGAAGCUGUAUCAGAGUGAGAUGCGCUCACUGCUCCACGACUACCUUGCUACCGACGGCGAUGCGUCGUAUCGCACGGGUCAAGGACAAGCAUCCGCUGGCAGUGCAUUCUCACGCACCCCACGAGACAGAAACAAGCGCAUGUUCAAGCUCUCUGACGUGGAUACCAAAAGUCCUGAAAUAUCAAAUGAGCGGAAAGAUCUUGCGUUUAUUCUAAAGUCGUCUGUUCCUGGACUAGUCACCGAUUCGAAGAAAGCAGAAGACUCGGUUGCAAGCACCAGUACCAAGCUCGACGGUAGCGCAACGGGACACAAACUCCUCGUACAGCCAUCUGUCUUUAAUAUGGGCAUACUUCUACCACCAUCCCUGGACUUCUUGAACAGGCUUAAGGAGGUUGUUCCCCCUGGUUCAGACAUUGUCAUGAGUACAUUGACCUCCUUUCUUGACGAUUUCUUGGUCAAUGUGUUCCAUCCGCAGCUUGAUGAGACGCUGGUUGAGUUGUCAGCACAGAUCUUUAUCGAGGUCGAUUCGUUCAACGAAGACCCUAAUUGGUCGAGCCACUCCAAAAAGCCCAUUUUCAAGGGUACUGCUCAUUUCUUCACGCUAGUCACUGCUUUCUGCAAGAUGCUCGAUAAUUUGCCUCAUGAUCAAGCUUUCUCACAGCUCAUUAUUGAUCAAAUGGACACGUACGCGCAAAAGUGUGCAGAUUGGUACAAAACCCUGGCCAGUCGCUCACAGCCUAGUUCGACUGGCCGCCAGAUGAAAGCACCCGGGAUUUGGGCAGAAUCAGAGCAGAUGGAAGACCUCAUUGCCCAACUCAUCCAAUCAGACCCAUCCGACACCGAGAAUUUGUCACAGCUGGUUCAGAACGAGAUCGAUCUCCUCAUAGAAGCAGUCGAUGCGGAGCCAUUGGAUCAGGGAGACAUGAUACAGGAUAAGAAGAGCAUCGUAGGUCUUUGUCUCCUCUUCACAAGCAUGAAGUGGUUGGCCACGAAGAUUGCAAACCUACGCUACAUCAGCGACCGCGCCUCGGACUCGUCAAACGCCGAAACAACUGGACAGAGGCACAACAGACGGUGGACAGUGUUGUCCUCCUCUGAACCACGCGCAGAAACCGCACGGGUGUACCUCCCCCUCAGCUCUGAGACUGCCGAGCACUUUGACCGUGUAGUCUCGACCUACCAUUCACUCUCCAAUCGCGCCCUCCGCACCCUCCACCUCUCCAUCCGCUCCACCAUCCUCCACUCCCUCGACACCUCGAUCCCCACCACCCUCUACAUCGACACCCUCCUCAGCGACCCCUCGCCCUCCAUCCUCUCCCUCAACUCCUCCCUCGUCUCCUUCGACACCACCGUAUCCACCUACAUCCCCUCUUCCUCGUACACCCACAUCACCCGCGGCCUCGCCUCCCUAAUGGACACUUACCUCCUCUCCCUCCUCACCACCCGCCUCGUCCGCCUCAACGCCCACGGCUGUGCCCUCAUGCAACUCAACAUCCUCGUCCUCCAGCAAAACUUGAAGAAUAUCGAACACGCCGCUGCCCUCCCCCACGCCGCCCUCUUCUUCGACCUCUUUACUGCUGGUCCGGAUGCUAUUGUUCAGCGCGCCCGUGAUAUGGGUAAUGGCUUUGGCGUGCCUGGGAAGUGGUUUGGUGAAGAUCAGGUUAAGAGGUUGUUGGUUAUGGCGUAUGAGCAGCGUGUUUCGGCGGAGAAUCGCGAGGAGAGCGUGUUGGCGAAGCGGGCGCUGGAUGGGCAGUUGUUGGAGGUUAGUGAAUUUAUGUAUUAG